UAUUCGUAAAAGGGAAAGAAACUUGACCAAACCCCCAAAGUCUGCAGAGCUAGACGGCCAUGAAAGUUCGGUCUUUGAAGCUGAGAGAAGCCCACAAGGCCUCGAGCAAUGGCCGACCUUCAUUCUGCUCCGUGUUGUGGGACUAUCAAGCUCACCACCUCGUUACUGCCUCCUCUUCCGAUCCCACCAUCUCCAUCCACGACCCUCUUCUUCCUUCCAGUGCUCCCAAGCUCCUGCGCCACCACCGUGACGGCGUUACCUCCCUCGCUCUUAGCCCCAACUCCACCUGCCUUGCUUCUGGCUCGGUGGAUCACUCGGUCAAGCUCUACAAGUUUCCGGCUGGAGAAUUUGAGACUAAUAUCACUAGAUUCACGCUGCCAAUACGUGUCCUUGCCUUUAACAAAUCAGGAACCAUGCUAGCAGCUGCGGGUGAUGACGAAGGCAUCAAACUUAUUAAUACAGUUGAUGGUUCAAUUGCCAGGGUUCUCAAAGGACAUAAAGGACCUGUAACUGGUUUAGGUUUCGACCCGAAUGGUGAAUACUUGGCUUCUAUUGAUUCAACUGGUACUCUCAUAUACUGGGAACUCCAAUCUGGAGAUGCAUUGCAUACCCUUAAAGGCAUCGCUCCUGACUCAGGUUUAGACCUUUCUGUUAUGAAUGUGCUUAGUUGGAGUCCUGAUGGGGAGACCCUAGCAGCUCCUGGUUUGAAAAAUGAUGUUGUGAUGUAUGAUAGAGACACAGCUGAAAAGCUGUUUUCUUUAAGAGGUGAUCACACACAACCUAUUUGUUACUUGUCCUGGUCACCUAAUGGAAAAUACAUGGCUACUUCUAGCCUAGACAAGCAAAUUCUCAUUUGGGAUGUUGAUCGAAGGAUAGAUAUUGACAGGCAGAAAUUUGAUGAUAGAAUUUGUUGCUUAGCAUGGAAGCCAAUAGGCAAUGCUCUGGCUAUUAUUGAUGUUAUGGGUAAGUAUGGUUUGUGGGAAUCAGUUGUCCCAUCCUCUAUGAAAUCUCCUACUGAAGACAUUCCAAGUUUACAAUCUAAAAAUGGUAAUGGGCUCCUUUUGUUUGAGGAAGAGGAUGAAGAACUUUCUACCUCUGGUAGUUUAAGUGAUAUUGGAGAAGAUAGCCAUGGGGAAUCUGAACCACCUUCUAGGAAAAGAUUACGCAAGCAGUCUGCACUUGAGACUGAUUUCGAUGACGAUGGUAGUAAUAAGUUAAUCUUGAUGCGAAAAGUAGAAUCCCGUAAAAAGGCACACAAGGGAAUUGCAGAUUAUGGGAGUGAAAUACAAAGAAGCAAAAUGAUAUCUGAUGGGCCAAAAUUGCAGGAGGCAUUUCAGCCAGGUGCUACUCCUGUACAGUCAGGAAAAAGGCGCUUUUUGUGUUACAACAUGCUCGGAACUAUAACUACAACUGAACAUGAUGGUUACUCCCAUAUAGAGAUAGAUUUCCAUGAUACUAGCAGAGGUCCACGAGUUCCAUCCAUGAAUGAUCAUUUUGGUUUUACAAUGGCUUCAUUAAAUGACAAAGGAAGCGUCUUUGCAAAUCCCUGCAAGGGUGAGAAGAACAUGAGUACUCUCAUGUAUCGUCCGUUCAGUAGCUGGGCAAAUAACAGUGAGUGGUCCAUGCGAUUUGAGGGUGAAGAAGUAAAGGUUGUGGCAUUAGGUACAUCUUGGGUGGCUGCAAUUACAAGUCUUAAUUUCCUUCGCAUUUUCACUGAGGGUGGUUUGCAGAAACAUGUUCUCUCCCUUGAUGGACCAGUGGUUACUGCAUCAGGCUUCAAGGAUGAACUUGCAGUUGUCACCCAUGCUUCUCACUGUCUUCCUUCUGAUGAUCAGAUGCUCGAGUUCAGAGUAUUUAACAUAUCUAACGGGGUCCAGCCACUUAGAGGGUGUCUGCCAUUGACUCCUGGUUCACGUCUAGUAUGGUUUGGGUUUAGUGAAGAAGGACAAUUGAGCUCCUAUGACUCAAAGGGUAUGCUGAGAGUUUUUACCAGCCAAUAUGGGGGCAGUUGGCUCCCACUUUUCAGUGCUAGCAAAGAAAAAAAGUCUGAUGAAAACUAUUGGGUGGUCGGUCUAGAUGCAAGCAAACUCUUUUGUGUAGUCUGCAAAGUUCCUGACUUAUUCCCUCAGGUUAUGCCCAAGCCAGUCCUUAGUCUUCUAAAUCUUUCCUUUCCUCUUGCAUCCUCUGACCUGGGAGCAGAAGCCCUUGAAAAUGAGUUUAUGGUGAACAACAUGCAUCUCUCACAGAUUCAAAAGCAAAUAGAAGAAAUGUCUAGUGUCGGUUUGGACACUUCUUCACUUGAUGAUGAAGUUUUCAAUACAGAAGCGGCUCAAGAUAGAUGCAUUUUGAGACUUAUUGCAUCAUGCUGCAAUGGUGAUAAGCUUGUGAGGGCUACAGAAUUAGUUAAGCUCUUGUCACUAGAAAAAUCAGUGAAGGGUGCAAUUAAACUUGUUACUGUUCUGAAACUUCCCAACUUGGCUGAACGGUUCAAUAGCAUAUUGGAGGAGAGAAUGCUCAUUGAAAGUAAAGGGACCAUGCAAACAAUCCUCCCUAACUCGAAAGGCAAUGCAUCCAUAAAAAAUGAUAUUGCAACUAGCAUGACAUCAACGUCUACUGAAAGAAGUAAACCUUCAGAAAUUGAUUUUUCUUUAUCAUCCUCGAAAUUGUCUGCUCCUCUGUUUACAAAGAAAGCCAAAUUAGAAGGAAAUAAAGUUGACGCUGAGAAAACUGAACGAAACCAUACUUCAAUGAUCAAUGAUAUUGGGAAGGUAAAGAAGAUAGAAGACAUGAAAGCUGCAGGAAAGUCGAAUAAUGCAGUAGAGGUGAAAAAUGUUGGAGAAAUUCUUCAGGCACAAUCUCAUCGUCCGAAUAAUCCAUUUUCAAAUUCAUUGAACAAUCAAGAUAAGAAGACAGGAGAAAUAGAUCAGGUUCCAUCUAACCGUCCAUCAAAUCCAUUCUUGAAGUCGUCUGUCAAGUAAAAGUCUCCUGUUCUGAUGGAAAAGGAGGAAAUUAAAAGCAACAGGUUGUAAAUAGAGGAUAGAAUGAUGUCAUCUAAAUUAGCAUGCCAACUGAAAUGCCCUUUGCCUAAAAAUAACACAUGAAAAAGAUUUCUGUUGUGUAAUUAUGUAUUGAUAGUCAUCAAAGCUUCUUUCUUGCCAUAAAGAGUUCAUUCAACUAAGUCAAUUGGACAUUUAGUAUUUUAGUUUGGCAUUCUAAUCCUGAGUAUCCCCCAGCAUCAAGUUUAGAAAGUAGGAAAUAUUUGAUUCAUUACUCUAGUUUGAGGUCAUGAGAAGUCUUAAGCAAGAAUUGGGUAGCAUUACCUGUUUAAUCUAUAUUGUCUUUUAAUUUUGGCCUGUCUAGUCUAUAUUUUAUUGUCCUGUUCAUUCUUUUAUACUGUGUUUGAAGGGAAAAAGACUAAUAAUAAUAAUAAUAAAAUGACACGUUUGAUGAA
This is a messenger RNA of Ziziphus jujuba (common jujube), 3451 nucleotides long. RefSeq names its product protein ENHANCER OF LHP1 1. Gene Ontology annotation, molecular function: protein binding; chromatin binding. NCBI's taxonomy places the organism in Eukaryota, Viridiplantae, Streptophyta, Magnoliopsida, Rosales, Rhamnaceae. Bases 60 to 2978 code for a protein of 972 amino acids. Gene Ontology annotation, biological process: mitotic cell cycle; DNA-templated DNA replication; DNA repair. Gene Ontology annotation, cellular component: nuclear replication fork. The record is from RefSeq and is a predicted model, not a curated record. The transcript has 12 exons.